AUGACACAACCUCCCCACCGUGCACCCCCCAAACGCACCGUCCCCAAGAUCUCCGCCCCCAAACCACCCGCGGCCCCAUCUACCAAGCAGCCCGCAAAGCCGAAGAAAGAAAAGCGAUACCCCUUCGACUCGCACCAAGACGACAUCAUCGUCAACACCACUGAACUCGACACCGCUCCCGGCUACAGGCGUGGUCUAGUGGACUACCGGCAUAAACUCACGCUGAAGAAGACGUAUAACCAUAUCACGACGGACUAUGCGGAGGAUAUGAAGAUGACUAUUCCGAAAGAUGCGGUUACGCCGCUUGGGUCUUCACCACUGAUCGAUGAAGAUGGCGGCGAGGAUGAAGACGACGGGGAUGAGAAGGAUGAUGAGAACACCAGCGCCAAAGCCAACAACCCCAAGUCCAAGCGCGACGAACGUACCUACGUGCCCGAAGUCAGCGACACAAUCAUCGACUACACCAAGCUGCCCAAACCGCGCUGCAACCGCCCUAACUACGUAGAAUAUAUCUACCGCGCUACAACCACCAACCCCGCUGUCUUCCUCGCUAUCCUGCGUGUCGCAGAGAGGAACUUGCCGUUUAUAAAUUUCGACUCGGCGAUCACGCAUUUACCCAAUUUAUUGGCGAAUUCGAGGCUUCCUGGUAUACCAGCCCUCUCAUCUCUGUCGUCCGAUCCCUCCACCCCCUCUACACCGUCCGCGCCGUCCGCACCAUUCGAAUCUUCAGAUCAGCCCCGGAAGAAGGGUAAACACGGACAACCCGCUUUCACAGAAGACACCCCCCACGAGAAGAAAGAAGCAGAUACGGCGAUGACAAUCCUCUUCCUACCGAACCUGUACGAAGACGGGCGCCACGCGCUCGGGUACUACGCCCUCGCACCCGAGGCAGACCCAGCCACUAAACAACUUAACCCGGAAGAUGUUGUGCAGAUUCUGUUUACGCCGUGCGGUAUAUCUGAUUUGGUGGAGGCGAGAUUGUUGGAGUGGACGCCUAUUGAUCCUGAUAUGAAAGCACGGGCUGAUGAGAAGAAGAGUCAUGGCAAGAAGGGCGACGGGGUGGGAGGUGGGGAUGUGAAGGUUGAGGAGGGAGGGGAGGGAAAUGCUGGAGAUGGAGACGAAGAAGAAGAGUUGACUGUUGAAUACAUAGAACAUGUGGCUGCGAGGGGAGGGGAGUGGUUGGAGCGGGAUGUAGUAGGAGAUUGGGAGGAGUGGUGUAGGAGUUUUAGGGUUGCGAGGAGGGUUUGGGAGAAGGUGCUUAAGGGGGUUGUGGAGGUUAGGGAGGUUGAGGAUGUGAAGGAGGAGAUCGAGAUGAAGGAAGAGGUUGGGGUGAAGGAGGAGGCUGGGGCAUGA
Messenger RNA from Alternaria metachromatica, 1353 nucleotides. RefSeq lists its product as uncharacterized. The record is from RefSeq and is a predicted model, not a curated record. The coding region runs from base 1 to 1353 and encodes 450 amino acids. The transcript has a single exon. Lineage: Eukaryota; Fungi; Ascomycota; Dothideomycetes; Pleosporales; Pleosporaceae.